AUGGCGACCGUCGCCACCACGGCGACUGCGCUGCUCACCUCGACGGUGACGCGCACUCUCGCUUCCACAGCUGCUUCGGCAUCAGCAAGCCAAAGAGCCGUGCCGCAAGGAGGUAUCCUGGAAGGCAUCAAUCCCUCCGAAUACGACCCAAAGCACCCAAUUAUCUUGUUUAUUAUCCAAGCAGGCAUCAUCAUUAUAUUUUGUCGUCUAUUGCAUUACCCGCUGUCUCUGAUACGCCAGCCUCGAGUCAUCGCAGAAGUCAUCGGCGGCAUCCUGCUAGGCCCGUCGGUCAUGGGCCGCAUUCCAGGCUUCACAGCAGCCAUCUUCCCGGAUGCCUCUAUUCCCAAUCUUAACCUAGUCGCUAAUCUUGGAUUGAUCCUCUUUCUGUUCCUCGUCGGCCUCGAAGUGGAUUUGCGAUAUUUCGUCAGCAACUGGAAGGUUGCCCUCAGCGUCGGUACGGCCGGCAUGGCAUUGCCCUUUGGUCUCGGCUGUGCCAUCGCCUGGGGCCUUUACAAUCAAUUCCAUGAUGAUCCUGGGACUGUGCCUAUUUCUUUCGGCAUCUACAUGUUGUUCAUUGGUGUGGCGAUGGCUAUCACGGCCUUUCCGGUUCUGUGUCGCAUCUUGACUGAAUUAAAGCUGCUACAAACGCCUGUGGGCGUCAUUGUGCUUUCGGCCGGCGUCAGUAAUGACGUUGUGGGUUGGGUUCUGCUUGCGCUGUGCGUAGCUCUCGUCAAUGCAGGAAGCGGACUCAGUGCGCUCUGGGUCUUGCUCACAUCGAUUGCUUUUAUUCUUUUCUUGGUCUUCGCAGUGCGGCCCGCAUUCAUGAUGAUCUUGCGUCGAUCAGGCGCACUCCGGGACGGGCCCUCCCAAGGCAUCGUCACUCUAACACUCAUGAUUGCGUUGGCAUCUUCCUUCUUCACUGGAGUCAUUGGUAUCCAUCCCAUCUUUGGUGCAUUCCUUGCUGGAUUGAUUUGUCCUCAUGAGGGAGGUUUUGCGAUCAAGGUCACCGAAAAGAUCGAAGAUCUCGUCAGCGGACUUCUGCUGCCACUCUACUUUGCACUCUCAGGACUCGCGACAAAUUUGGGAUUACUAAGCGAUGGCAUUACAUGGGCAUACGUCGUUGCGGUUAUUUUCGUCGCAUUCUUCGGAAAGUUUGCUGGCGGUACGAUCGGAGCCCGGAUGAAUGGCCUCGUCUGGCGGGAAUCCUUCACGAUCGGCGUCCUCAUGUCUUGCAAAGGUCUUGUCGAACUGAUUGUGCUGAACAUCGGUCUUCAAGCGCGGAUUCUGAGCACCCGAACGUUUACCAUUUUCGUCAUUAUGGCGCUGGUAACCACCUUUUCAACGACACCACUUACUUCGCUUCUUUAUCCGCCUUGGUACCAGCGUAAGCUCGAAGCAUGGAAACGGGGCGAGAUCGAUUGGGAUACCGGCAAACCCACAAGCGAUGGCGUCGUUGGAACUGCAAGCUUCGAAGCAGAAAAGGCUGAGUCUGCGCCUGUUAAGAAGCUUUUGGUCUAUCUCCGACUUGACACAAUGCCGACUGUCCUAGCUCUUGUGUCACUCUUUGGCGACAGAGCCGAGAUCACAUCCCGAGAGCAUCCUUCUUUGGUCGGGCAAGAAGAUCUUGACGCAUCAAUAGUCCUUCCGAGCAGGAGCGUACAGGUUCAUGGGGUACGAAUGGUUGAAUUGAACGAACGAGGGUCCACAGUCAUGAAAGUGUCCGAGGUGGAAGAGUACACCGUCUUCGAUCCUGUGCUAAAUGCAUUCCGAGUGCUGGGUCAGAUGUUCAACCUGGCAGUAUCUGGGGAGGUGACAAUUCAACCAGAGAGUAGCUUCGCCGAAACCAUUGCCAGCAAAGCGCAAGAGGAAUCCUCCGAUCUCUUGCUUCUCCCUUGGACUGAGACAGGCACUAUCAGUGAAGCGCAGGCCAUCUCGGACAGCAGCGUCAAGAACAAGCUCGCUAGCGCCUCCUAUGCAGACUUUGUCGCUCAGGCCAUGGAAUCUGUGCAGUGUAACACUGCAGUCUUCAUCAACAAGGGUUUUUCAGGAUCUCCCAAGCAACGACCAACGAUAUUACACCGCUCCUACAGUGGAAUUAGCAUGCGAAGCCAUCAGCAUGACCGAACGAAAGCACUCUCUCGCCUCCACCACAUCUUCAUGCCCUUCUUCGGCCUUGGCGCCGACGACCGCGUAGCCCUCCGCCUCGUUCUCCAACUCGCGCAAAACCCCGAAGUCACCGCAACCAUCGUCUACUUCAAAUCGAGCGAAACUACCUCUACCUCUCCUCCUGUCACUCGCGAAAUCGUGGCUCCCAAGGACGACCGAUCCCGACCCGCCGACGUCUCCCGCGCCCACUCCUCCGCCUCAAGCGCCAACUCCUCCGCCAACGUCGAAGACGCCUUUUUCGCCGCGAUGCAGCGCUCACUACCCGGGGACCUCGCCCGCCGUGUCAUUUUCGAACAUGCGGGACGCAGCGUGGCUCCCGUUGAUGCCGCACUUCAGCGGGCCCAGAGCGAGGUUGCACAGCAUCCGCGCCAGGAUGGCGACAUCAUCGUCCUGGGCCGUCAUCUCGAGGCCUUCUCCGAUCAGCGGCAGUCUGAUGGCACGCCGGAAUGUCUCGGCGCCGCGGCGGAGCAGAUACUAACAAGCGGCAUCCGGGCGAGCUUGCUCGUCGUCCGGGCGCGGACGCAGGCUGUUGAGCGGUGA
Molecule: messenger RNA, 2706 nt
Organism: Dissoconium aciculare CBS 342.82
Lineage: Eukaryota; Fungi; Ascomycota; Dothideomycetes; Mycosphaerellales; Dissoconiaceae
Exons: 6
Coding region: 1-2706 (901 amino acids)
Biological process (GO): proton transmembrane transport
Cellular component (GO): membrane
Molecular function (GO): antiporter activity
Source: RefSeq, a predicted model, not a curated record